CGCGGGCUGGGGGUAGGUAUAAAAGGCGGCUCGGGCAGCGGGGCAGCACCACUCCCCGAACCGCCGCCUCUCGGUGCUCACGUGUUUUCUUCUCGCUAAAGGUGCCACAACAACACCGCCACUCAAGAUGCUCCGACAACUGGCAGUCAUCUCCGUCGUGUGUAUUGCCGCGACGGUGGUGUGUUCGCUGCCCUCCCUCCACCGGACCAAGCGAUGGGAGGAGUUCCCCAACGUAACCUUCACCUUCGACUGCACCGACCGGCCUGUGGGCUUCUACGCCGACCAGGAGUUCAACUGUCAACUCUUCCAUAUGUGUGACGAGGACGGCCGCCGAAUCCCGUACAUGUGCGCCAACGACACGGCCUUCAACCAGGAGUUCCGUAUCUGUGACUGGCAGUACAACUUUGACUGUUCAAAGGUCCAGGACUGGUACUACCUCAACGAACUGACCUACGUCACCGACCCCCCCAGAUACAACUAGCCUCCCCGCCUGUUGCUGACCUGACGACCUGACGCGCGCCCCGUGACCCAGGAGGAACACUCUCCCUCUUGCCCGCGAGACUCAUCCACGGGGGGUCUUCGAGGGUGCCUUCCCCCCGGCACGCUCGAGGUCCCCCCUGGCGGCGUACCCCUGGGUCCUGGGUGCCGACACUGAGCCUGUACAUAGCGUGGCCCCGGCGUGUGCUGCGCGCCGCGUUCCCACGCCCUGGGUCCCCGCAGCCCCGUGGCCUCCACCCCGCCCUCUCCUGACUCCCCCAUCACGCUGGCCCUAAACUCGGCAGCUCUGGCUGCACUGACCACGUCAAAUACACUCAGCAACACUCUCCAGGCGAGACGUGAGCGGGGCGCGUCGCUGGCUGGGCACCCCGAGGAGUAGGUGGGGGCGGGCCCGCGGGGCAGCGGGGCCCCGACGUUGCAAGAGCUGGCCUCUGCGCGCCGCCCGCCCGUGUACAGCGCCGUCCACAAGUAGUCUUAGCGCCGGCAGGCCCGCCACCCAGUGUUGUGUUGUUGUUCAUGUGUCGAGAUGAGGUUUGUUGGGGGGCCUGAGGGCGUGAGUCCCGGGCCCCGCCACGGCCGCCUCCACCCCCACAGCCUGUACUACCCCCUCCCCGAGAUAGCUAUACUCCUUGUUUAUCUGUAACUUGAUUCGGCGAUUACUCGGUUAUGUCUGUGAUGUGAGGUGUGAUGGAGACCCCUGGCGACGCCCCGCCCCGCUCCCUGCCCGACAUCCGCCCCCCGCCCAGCCCCGGCCUGAUCUCAACAGUGAACGCUGUGACUUACAGUUGGCAUGCCAUCCCCGCCUUUCCCCCAAGGCGAGACAUCAACGAUCCCGGGGUGUGGGCGGAGGUGCUUCAGGGCAGGUGUGCGGCAGGUGUGUGGACCGCACCUGUGUGUACCGCGUGUGAGUUGUGAAUGUUUUUGUAAAAUAUACUAAAAUUUUGUGAAAA
Eriocheir sinensis (Chinese mitten crab) is the source of this 1448-nucleotide messenger RNA. RefSeq names its product U-scoloptoxin(01)-Er1a-like. Gene Ontology annotation, cellular component: extracellular region. The record is from RefSeq and is a predicted model, not a curated record. The coding region runs from base 128 to 481 and encodes 117 amino acids. The transcript is spliced from 5 exons. Lineage: Eukaryota; Metazoa; Arthropoda; Malacostraca; Decapoda; Varunidae. Gene Ontology annotation, molecular function: chitin binding.